AAUCGCAGGAGCUUUUGUUAUGCUACUCUAAGUGAAGGAGCUGUGAUGUCCUCUUGUACAGAAACUCGAAGAAGACAAACUAACACCGACCACGAAAAUGAAGAGCUUUCAUGGGACCAGAGUAGUGUCAGAGCUAAUGCUGGUGUUAGUGGUUAUCCCUACAGCUCCUGUUGUGAUCAUGUGUGUGGAAAUGACCAGCAAGUCAAUACCACUGACGGUCACCUGCAUUUGCCCUGCUGCCCUUACAGACCCCAAUACACAAACAAAGGACAUAGUGCACACACAACUAAUGAAACAUGGGAAGAAGUAUUAUGCAGUAAGACCACUAUAAGUGCUGAAAAUGAGGUGGAGGCACAAAAACUUGCCAAUAAUUACAAGUUCGGAUUUAGGAAAUGGAAAAGCCAUGUGACUGAGCGACCUUUUGAGGACAGAUCAGAGAUUGUGAAGGAGCUCUACUCAGAGCUCAACAUCAUUAAAACAAACACAGGCACUUUAAUUACAUGUGGCAAUGUUUUGUAUAUAUUCAUAUUCGGUUGGUGGAUCUCUCUGGUCUACCUUUUCAUUGGUAUCCUGAUGUACAUCACCAUUAUUGGAGUGCCUCAUGGUAAAUUGUGCUUCAGACUGUCCUGUUACUUUCUGUGGCCAUUUGGAAAAGCAAUACAGAAGGCGAGUUGUCCACUCUCAAACGUUGGUGCGAAACCCCACAAUGAUUUACUAGGUGAAGGGGAUGAGGGUAAGGCAGACUCUCCGUUACUGAGGCCCCCCACUGUGAUGGAAAACAUAGAGGAAUCACCCAGGCCUCCAGAGCAGCACUACUGGAAUCAUCUGAGUGUGUAUGUGUGGGUGCUUCUGGGAUAUCCUCCUCUGGUUGUGGCUCAUGGUGUGUUGUGUGUUCUCUCCUGGCUCUUGGUCUUCACCAUCCCCGUCGCCAAAAUGAGCAUCCGAACCCUGAGCAAUGUCUUGCUAAUAGCCCCUGAGCAUGUCCUCAUAAACGAUGACACUAGGGAAGGUGGUCAAGCCAUUCUGUGCUGCUACCAUGCGGUGAAUAUCUAUUACUACAAGUACAAGGUUGAUGGGAUCAAUAUUUUUGCCGUCAAUCUCAUUCCUUUGGUUGUUGUCUCUCUGGUGAUUGGCUAUGUGGAUCAGGACAACCAGUUUGCCAGUGCUGAGGUUAAGUUCACCACUGCCAUAGGUUCACUCAUCCCGUUGUCUUAUUAUAUAGCAAUGGGCAUAGCCAGUAUAUCAGCUCAGAGUAACUUUGCAGUCGGAGCAGUGGUCAAUGCCUCGUUUGGCUCGAUCACCGAGCUUACCUUUUACAUCACAGCCUUGCUUAGGGGUCAUCACCAGAGCAACAUGUGCCUGCAGGAGAUCGUGAAAGCAGCAUUGACUGGGACGUUGCUCGGGUGUAUUCUGUUCAUCCCGGGGAUCUGUAUGAUCAUCGGAGGGCUAAAACACAGGGAACAGAGGUUUAAUAGCCGUUCAGCCGGAGUCAGUGCGUCUCUACUUUUCAUAUCUGUCGGAGGUGUGUUUGCCCCUACUCUCUUCUCUAAAGCUUAUGGAAAUCUGGUGUGUGAAGGCUGCACUAAUUCCUCAGGGACCAACAGUAGCAAUGGGACUUUCACCUGCAGGAACUGCCACUACGACCUGAACGGAGACAACUAUAGCCUGUUUCCUAGCCAUAUAGCACCCCUGGUGUACACGGUGUCGGUUCUGCUGCCGGUGUCUUACAUCAUCGGCCUUCUGUUCACUCUGAAGACUCAUUCGCACAUCUAUGAUAUUCACGUUGGGGACGGAGGUGCAGGGCAUCUAGGCGCAGUGGUGCAUUGGUCUCGCUGGAGAGCUCUGCUGAUCCUGAUCGUAGCCACAGUGCUCAUGUCUGCCUGCGCUGAUCUCAUCACUGAGCACAUCCAGCCCAUACUGAACAACCCGAACAUCUCCCAGUACUUUAUAGGUGUGACAGUUUUGGCCAUGGUUCCUGAAAUACCAGAGAUAGUCACUGGUAUACAGUUUGCACUUCAGAAUAAUAUCAGCUUGAGUUUAGAGGUCGGGAGCUGCAUUGCGGUUCAGGUUUGCAUGAUUCAGAUCCCCAUAUUGGUCCUGUUCAACGCCAUUUACGAUGUUGGCUUUGUGCUCAUCUUCAGUGACCUUCAUCUGUGGGCCAGCAUCUUCAGCGUCAUCCUCGUCAACUACAUCUUCAUGGACGGAAAGUCUGAUUACUUUCAAGGUACGGCUCUCGUGAUCGUCUAUCUCAUCCUCCUCGCUCUCUACUUCUUUGCUCCUUCACCAGCAGGUUGUUAAUAUAAUACGAAGACUCGCCUACUCAUGUUUGCUCGUUUCUGUGCUAAAUCAACAUAUUAAAGUGCUUCUGCAGUAAAACAUCAUUACAUUCUGGAUUGACACUGACUGAUGCAGAAAUGAAUUACAAUGAAAACUUACAAUGAAAUUACAAUGACACACCGGUACAAGUAAUCAUUUAUUUGCCUAAAUUAUGUUGUUACUGAAGUUACUUAGUAAGAUUGAUGUUUACUUAGUGAGACUGUAUGCAUGUGCUGGAUAAAGUAUGCUGAAAGUGUUCUGUAUGUAAAACAGUGAGGAUCUUUGAGUCUCAGAGCUCUCAUUAUGUGUGUGUGUGUGUGACAGAGAGAGAGAGAGAUUUCAUAAACAGACUUUUUAGAAUGGCACCUUUAUUUGACUAUGUGCUAAUGGUGCAGCUCAUGGUACAAAGUUUUAUAAAACUGGUUAUUGAUUAAGCAUGUUUAAGCAAUACGACGUUGACCCUUUGUGUGUUUUCUGUCUAAUGGGCAACAAAUGCACAUCUCCAUUUAAAAAAAAUAGAUUUUUUAUAUACUUUUUUUAAUCAUAGCCUAAUAUAUUCAACAAGUAAAAAUAACCAACUGAAUCGUAUCUUUGUCUUUUUUAAAUUAGAUAAAAUUCCAUAUAAUAAAUUAAUAUUAACAAUGA
Molecule: messenger RNA, 2961 nt
Organism: Tachysurus vachellii
Lineage: Eukaryota; Metazoa; Chordata; Actinopteri; Siluriformes; Bagridae
Gene: cax2
Product: cation/H+ exchanger protein 2
Exons: 20
Coding region: 46-2298 (750 amino acids)
Biological process (GO): calcium ion transmembrane transport; intracellular calcium ion homeostasis
Cellular component (GO): membrane; endomembrane system
Molecular function (GO): calcium:proton antiporter activity
Source: RefSeq, a predicted model, not a curated record